AACGGCCCGCAAGGCGGGUGCCAGGCUAGGAGGAGGCUGUGGUUGCCCCAGCAACAACCAGGGAGCCCGAAGGCGGGCGCAGCCUCGGAGGGACCGGCGCCUCGGGUGUCUCGCUGCCAGGAAGCUCGUGGGAGAGGCGCGAGCCAAGCCUAGGAAGUCGGCGUCCGCCGACAGAGGGACAGGUUAGGCGCAUGAACUGCACCCCACGCUGCUGCUUCGCCCCACCUAACCGUUAGGUGCUCUGAGGGCCAUGGCUGAGGUGCACGUCAUCGGGCAGAUCAUGGGGGCCACCGGUUUCUCGGAAAGUAGCCUCUUCUGCAAGUGGGGCGUCCACACAGGGGCAGCGUGGAAGCUCCUGUCUGGCGUGCGGGAGGGCCAGACACAGGUGGACACCCCCCAAGUAGGGGACAUGGCCUACUGGUCCCACCCAAUCGACCUGCACUUCGCCACCAAAGGUCUCCAAGGCUGGCCCCGGCUCCAUCUCCAGGUGUGGUCGCAGGACAGCUUUGGCCGCUGCCAGCUGGCGGGCUACGGCUUUUGCCACGUGCCCAGCAGCCCGGGCACCCACCGGCUGGACUGCCCCACGUGGCGGCCCCUGGGCAGCUGGCGGGAGCAGCUGGCUCGGGCCUUCGUGGGUGGCGGCCCUCAGCUGCUGCACGGGGAUGCCAUCUACAGCGGCGCCGACCGCUACCGGCUGCACACGGCGGCCGGAGGCCUGGUCCACCUGGAGCUGGGGCUGCUGCUGCGCCACUUCGACCGCUACGGGGUGGAGUGCUGACCCUGCCUGCCCGGGAGGGGGCCGGGGGCUCUGGACACUGUCGGGUCUGACCCCAGCCAGUCCGGCAGUGGCUUCUGUCCCCACUAGCACCUCCAGCCCGGUGGCCACCCCCUCAGAUCCAGUUUCCUUGUCUGUAAAAUGGGGACAGUGAGUGUGCGGGGUGGCGGGGGUCAGGUGAGAAGAGGCUGGUUUGCCCUGCAAAUGCUCAAUAAAGGAGAGCGGUUCUUACA
Messenger RNA from Canis lupus familiaris (dog), 1008 nucleotides. RefSeq names its product B9 domain containing 2 (gene B9D2). Bases 251 to 778 code for a protein of 175 amino acids. The transcript has 4 exons. The record is from RefSeq and is a predicted model, not a curated record. Gene Ontology annotation, biological process: cilium assembly. Gene Ontology annotation, cellular component: MKS complex. NCBI's taxonomy places the organism in Eukaryota, Metazoa, Chordata, Mammalia, Carnivora, Canidae.